Harpia harpyja (harpy eagle) is the source of this 1128-nucleotide messenger RNA. It is a transcript of the gene CDKN3, whose product is annotated as cyclin dependent kinase inhibitor 3. Gene Ontology annotation, biological process: protein dephosphorylation. The coding region runs from base 35 to 676 and encodes 213 amino acids. Lineage: Eukaryota; Metazoa; Chordata; Aves; Accipitriformes; Accipitridae. The transcript has 8 exons. Gene Ontology annotation, molecular function: protein tyrosine phosphatase activity. The record is from RefSeq and is a predicted model, not a curated record. Gene Ontology annotation, cellular component: nucleus.
CAGUUCAAACCGUCGGCGGUCGGGGAGCAGCGCCAUGGUGAAGCCGCCCUCCGCGAUGCAAGCGGAUGACUUCGACUCCUCUGACGAAGAGGCCGCCGAGGAGGACCUGAGGCCGCUCCCCAUCUCCUGGUUGUCUUUGUCUCCUUUCUACUCUUCUGAGUCCCUGGGAUUAUGUUCCCUUCCAGGUUGCAGGUUUAAGGAUGUUAGAAGAAAUCUUCAGAAAGAUAUAGAAGAACUAAAGAACUAUGGGACCCAGGAUAUAUUUGUGCUUUGUACCAGAGGAGAGCUCUUAAAAUACCGAGUACCAAACCUUAUAGACACCUACCAACAGCAUGGGAUCUAUGUGCACCACUAUCCUAUUCUUGAUGGGGACGCUCCUGACAUUGCCAAGUGCUGCAAAAUUCUGGAAGAGCUCAGAAGCUGCCUGGAAAGUAACCGGAAAACAAUCAUACACUGUUACGGUGGCCUCGGACGCUCGUGUCUCAUAGCUGCAUGUCUCCUGCUUCAGCUUUCGGACACGCUGGCACCUCAGCAAGCAAUAGACAGCCUCAGAAACUUGAGAGGAUCUGGGGCGAUACAGACCAUCAAGCAAUACAAUUACCUCCAUGACUUUCGAGAGAACCUAGCUGCACAUCUGGCAACAAAGGAUACAGUAUUAAGAUCGGUAUCACGGUAAUUAAUACUGAAUUAAUACUGGCGUGGUGUACCUUUGUGUCUACGUGGCUGUGGCAGACACCUGGACAAGACGCCUCACUCCUGAUCUUUAGUUUCUUAUUGCUGCUGCCGAUGUGACACAGCUGCUCACUUCCAAAUCCGUGUGUCAAGUGUUGAGGUGGGGGAAGGAAAUUCCACAGGACAUGCAGCAUCUUUGUCUGUUUGGCAGUCUUUAAUACUCUCUGCCUUAAAAAUACAUGAAAGUGUAUUUGUGUUCAUUACUGUUCUGCUGGUGGCCUGCAUGCCUAAUGAGCUUGCUUUCAAUAUAAUAAUGACUCUUACACAAUGUUUACCUCACGUUUAACAUCACUUGGUACUGACAACAUACACGUCUGCUGCCAUUGAACUGGCAUGCUGAUGUUUUCAUGUUGACAUUCUCUGGGCUGCUUCAGUGAACUUCCCAAGUGGAAGAGA